Knipowitschia caucasica is the source of this 2427-nucleotide messenger RNA. The record is from the annotation of a GenBank genome assembly. NCBI's taxonomy places the organism in Eukaryota, Metazoa, Chordata, Actinopteri, Gobiiformes, Gobiidae.
AUGAAGGACCUGCAGAACGUCUUCCAGUCCAGUUUGUGGAAACUGAACGACUUCAACGUGACGGAUUUCCACUUCCCCGAGCGCCUGCGUGAUGAAAGGCCUUUCAGUCUGAGGCUGAAGGGAGGAGCCAGUCGCUGUCAGGGGGAGGUGCAGCUUCAGAGACCAGGUCUGGAAUGGACUCCAGUGGAUGCAAACUAUGUUCCUCUUGAGUUUGGAUCCAGAGUUUGUUCUGCGCUGGACUGUGGCUCUGCUCUCUAUGUGGAGGCAACAGCAGUUCCUGAACGAAAAGCUGUGAGAGUCAAAAAAGUCUGUGAGGAGACUGAACUUAUCAGCUGUUUUUGGAAUGAGCCGUUUGACUCAGAUAAAAGUCUAGAGCUCAAGUGCUCAGACUCUGUGCGGCUGGUUGGAGGCUCUGGUCUCUGCUCUGGAUCACUGCAGAUAUGGGACCAGUCCUGGACCUCGGUCUGUGAAGGGGCCUUGGACCUGCGGGGAGCAGAGGUGCUGUGCAAGGAGCUGGACUGUGGGCCUCCUUCUGUCCUCCAGGGGGAGCUCUCUCCUCCGGGGCCAACAUUCCACUGUGAGGGCCAUGAGUCUGGUCUGAAGGACUGUCCCCGCUCCAGACCCAAGACCUGUUCCUCUGGACCCAGUGCAGACAUAAUCUGCUCAGAGCCACUCAGGCUGGAGGGAGGAGCCAGCCGCUGUGCUGGGGUCCUGGAGCUGACUGAAAUCAACAAGAGCUUGAGUCUUUAUGAGAUCUGCUGUGGAGAUCUGUGUCCAGAGUGUGAUGAAGUCCUCUCUGUCUCAGACUCUGUGCGGCUGGUUGGAGGCUCUGGUCUCUGCUCUGGAUCACUGCAGAUAUGGGACCAGUCCUGGACCUCGGUCUGUGAAGGGGCCUUGGACCUGCGGGGAGCAGAGGUGCUGUGCAAGGAGCUGGACUGUGGGCCUCCUUCUGUCCUCCAGGGGGAGCUCUCUCCUCCGGGGCCAAUAUUCCGCUGUGAGGGCCAUGAGUCUCGUCUGAAGGACUGUCCCCGCUCUCAGCUCAAACCUUGUUCCUCUGGAUCCAGUGUGAAAAUCAUCUGCUCAGAGCCGCUCAGGCUGGUGGAAGGGGCCAGUCGCUGUGCCGGGACAGUGGAGCUCAGACACAGAGGAGAGUGGAGACGAGUGACGAAUAAAAGAGAUUGGACUGAGCAGGACUCAGCUGCUGUGUGCAGAGACCUGGACUGUGGAUCUGCUGUUUCUGGAGAUCAGAAAGAUGGUUUUCCAUACAGUCCUGUGUGGCCGAUCUCACCAGACUGCACAAAGAGGAAGACCAAAGUGAGAGACUGUAUUUCCUCCCUUUUCUCCACUUCUGAUGGUGUGGAGGUGAUGUGUUCAGACUUACUGAACCGUCCAGUCCUGUCCCUCUCUAUGACUGCGGGGGUCUCCCAGGUCCAGGUCUCCCAGGUCCAGGUCUCCAAAGUCGGGGUGGAGGUCGUGCGUGUGCAGUUUGGGUCUCAGUUCCUAGUCCAGUGCUCGGUGAAGCCUCAGUUCCCAGGAGGCUCCUUCCAGCUGCUCUCUCCCUCUGGGAACCACACCCUGCCUGCUGUCAAUCAUUCUGCACACUUCCUGUUCAAUCACACUGGCCCCGCCCACAAAGGAGACUACACCUGUGUAUACCACCUACAGGUGUUCAACCACAGCUUCACCUCUGAGAGCAAGAGACUGGAGCUGAAGCUGGGAGUUUUAAACUCAGACCUGAUCAUUAGAGUCCUGAUUAUUCUACUGAUGAACCUCCUGCUCAUCCUGCCAAUGUACUACUACUACUUCUACAAGCCUAAGUCCAGAAGAGGCGCUAGUGAAAUGCCUCAGGACAUUAUCCCCAAAGAUGAGGUCAUCACAGACACAAUAGAACUACAUCAGAGCUUCAUUGGAGCUAGGAGAGAGGCGGAGAGAAGAGAAGAGGGACCUGUAGAGGAGGGAGGAGGAGAGAUGCCCUUCCGGCUCCUUAGAAGGAGCACCGCCCCUGUUCUCUCUCUCUACUCCCCGCGGCUCCUCCUCUGCCCCAGUCCGCUCUGGACGCACUGGAGAGCGGCCGUGAGCUGCUCCCUCUCCCGCUCCUCUCUCCACACACUCGGCCAGUUCAGAGCCUGUUUGCGGGCAUCGCUCCAUCACUUUCACCGCUGUCUCCCGCUCCUGUCACGCCCCAGUCCCGGCUCCUGUCUGGACCUGGACUCUCGAGACUCCGGACAGCUCCUCACGCACGCCCCAGGACAGAAGCAGCCUCUGUAUCUGCCUCCUUCAGACGAGAUCAAACUCUUCUUCAAACUCUUCUUCAAACUCUUCUUCAAACUCUUCUUCAAACUCUUCUUCAAUCUCUUCUUCAAACUCUUCUUCAAACUCUUCUUGUCUCGCGGCGAAACAAUAGAAGGGCUCAGAAUAGGAAUGUGA